AUGGUUUUGUAUUUGAUUGGUCUUGGUCUGGGAUCUGUGGAAGACAUUACAGUCAAAGGGCUUAAGACUGUAAAAUCAUGUUCGAAAGUGUACUUGGAGAGCUAUACAAGCAUCCUUUCUUAUGGUUAUGGUGUUGACAAAGCUAAGAUGGAAGAGUUCUAUGGCCGGGAAUUGUUGGAAGCCGAUCGAGAAUUUGUGGAACAAGGGUGCGGUGAGUAUAAAAAUAUUUGGUAGGUAUUGCUUGGAAACUUUGCAUUUCAGAUAAUAUGAUUGCUGAGAGUAAAGGAGAAGAUAUCGCCCUACUGGUUGUCGGAGAUCCCUUCGGUGCCACAACUCAUGCCGAUCUUGUGAUACGGGCCAAAGAACAGGACGUUGAAGUUCAAAUUAUCCACAAUACUUCCAUUCUAAACGCUGUUGGAUGUUGCGGAUUACAGGUCGGUGACUUUAUUUUACAGAAGUUGCGUUUUAAAAAUGUUUUUAUUAUAUUUUUUUUUGAAAUUUGAAUAUAAAAUGAAAAAUUUUGCAUAGGAGAGUCGAAUUUUUAAAUAUGAGAGUUAUAAGUCAAAAUUCUCGAGAUUUCGUAUUUUCUGGUCAAAAUUUACAUAAGUUGACCUCGGAAAUCGAACUUUUCAAUUCGAUUUGCAAAAGCCUAGUCCCCAAAACGGCCUCCGCCGCACGGCAUUCUGUACUUUUGGGACACAACCGGUCUCUGGGACUUUUUCAAUUUUUUUCAAAGUGCGCUUGCUUUUUAUCUCCAUAUCUCGCUAGCCGUUGGCGCUAGAAGGCUGAAAUUUGGUAUGGCAGUAGAGUAAAAAGUUGGCUUUCAGAAAAUAUAAAUAUUGUAAGGAACCCCGCAGGAUAAACUUCCCGAUGACAAUUGAAAAAAUUUCAUUUCUAAAACUUCUGCAACCCAGAAGUGCAGGUUGCAUGAUCGUAUUGACAAAUUUCUUUUUGCCGAUGUGUUUCAAAUUCGAUUCUCUACAAGAUGGCCAAAUUUCAUCUUAUUCGUUACGCUUCGGGCUGAGUUAUGAUUACAAUCACAGUGCUUUUUUUGGUAAUUUAAGGAUAAUUCGGCCCUUAGGGCAUCUACAAACCAAAUCCGCCAGCCGAAUUAUUCAAUAUGCUCGUAAGUAUGAUCGUACCAAGUUUCGUUCUUCUAUCUCAAAAAAUGGCAACGUUAUUCGCAUAGUUCUUCUUUCAAUGGCUACGCCCUGGGUCUUUAAAAUUUCUACUUGACAGUAAUGCUCAAGGUAUGAAUACAACUUAGAAACCUGACGCUUGGCGGGAAAACUCGCAAUGGAGACUUCCAAGCUUUCUUCCGAUCCAGACUCAAGGCUUAGCCAUUGGAAGAAGAACUAUGCGAAUAACUUUGCCAUUUUUCGAGCUAGAAGAACGAAACUUGGUAGAAUCAUACUUACGAGCAUAUUGAAUAAUUCGGCUGGCGGAUUUGGUUUGUAGAUGCCCUAAGGGCCGAAUUAUCCUUAAAUUACCAAAAAAAGCACUGUGAUUGUAAUCAUAACUCAGCCCGAAGCGUAACGAAUAAGAUGAAAUUUGGCCAUCUUGUAGAGAAUCGAAUUUGAAACACAUCGGCAAAAAGAAAUUUGUCAAUACGAUCAUGCAACCUGCACUUCUGGGUUGCAGAAGUUUUAGAAAUGAAAUUUUUUCAAUUGUCAUCGGGAAGUUUAUCCUGCGGGGUUCCUUACAAUAUUUAUAUUUUCUGAAAGCCAACUUUUUACUCUACUGCCAUACCAAAUUUCAGCCUUCUAGCGCCAACGGCUAGCGAGAUAUGGAGAUAAAAAGCAAGCGCACUUAGAAAAAAAUUGAAAAAGUCGCGGAGACCGGUUGUGUCCCAAAAGUACAGAAUGCCGUGCGCCGGUGAAAAAGUCUCCGCCGAGCCGCUCGGUUGAGACUUUUUGUGCGAAACAUCCGCCAAGCUACCGAGACCAACAGAUUACGCCCUGCCAGAUGUGGCAAACUUAAUCUCAUCGGUAGUAGAAAUGUCUGGGCUUUGUAGCCAGGUGUAAUUUUCGAAAAAGACAUCCAAUGUCUCCGCCGAAAAAUGAUCUCUCCGCCGAGACAAGAAAAAAAUUCUUUUGCAUAUACGAAAAACGCACAACUUCGAAUUUUUAAAUACGACUUAAACUUCUUGGAUGGCUGCAAAGAGCACAAAGAUGUCAGCAAAAAAUUUGUCCAAAAUUUCUUGAAACACCCUGUAGAAAAGCAAAGUCAUGAUGGAUUUAAUUUCAGUUGUAUUCUUUUGGGGAGGUGGUUUCAAUUGUGAUGUGGACCGAAACCUGGAAACCGGAAAGUUUUUACGAUAAGAUUGCCCAAAAUAAAGAACGAGGACUUCACACAUUGUGUUUGUUGGAUAUCAAGGUCAAGGAACAGACAGUCGAAAACAUGAUCAAGUGAGAAUAUUUUACUUAUUUUGGAUUCUGUUCCAGGGGAAACAAGAAGUACGAACCCCCAAGAUUUCUUACUUGUUCGCAAGCAGCACAACAAUUGCUGGAGAUUUUAAAGCACCGAAAAGAACAUGGGCAUACUUUAGGUAGGCUUACUUCAGUCUGUUUAAGGGUUUAUAUUUGUUUUUCUUCAGCAUUUGACGAAGAGUCUACAGUCGUUGGUCUUGCUCGAGUUGGAUGGCCGGAUCAGUUGAUCAAGGCGAUGCCAUUGAAUAAGAUGGCUGAGUAUGAUAUGGGAUCUCCUCUUCACUCUUUGGUGAUCCCCGGUCAUCUUCAUCCUCUUGAAAGUCGCAUGUUGGAUUUGUUGUAAUCUUGGAAGUUUGAGCGUGUCCUUGAUUGUUACUGAUAAGCGUCGAAGCCGUCACUUUCCCAAUCCCGUUUAUGGAUUUACAACUUUUAUUGUUAAAACAUGAUAUUGUUAAGUUUGUGAUUAAAUUGUUUUCCCGUUAUCGAAGCGGUGAUAAGGUUCAUGGUAAGAAUGCCCCUUGAAUGCCUCUGUUUCCUUUUUAUCUCUCAACUUGAUGAGAAUUUAGGUUUUCCGAAGAUUGCGUCAUUUUUGAAGGGAAUCAUGACUUCGCGAGCCUAUUUUGGAAUGCAAUGUUUUUGGGGGGAAUCAGCUUUUGCCAAACUAGAUGGUGUCCUGAAGACUAGAGUUGGAUAUGCUGGUGGAAAACAGCCUGAUCCGACUUAUGCCCAUAUCAAGGAUCACACGGGUAAGUUUAUCAGUAUUGCCAGAGGGUUUAAGACGUUUUUUGUGGUAACAAAGGAUUUUUUGGUUCAUAAUUUUACGGGAAUAAACAAAGAGCCUUUGCAGAAGUAACUGAGUUGGUCUUCGACGAUAAGGUUGUGACUUACGACAGCUUAUUGAAAUUCUUCUUCUCACAUCACGAUCCAAAUGUUCAUCGAAAAACUCAAUACAGAAGUCUGAUUCUGUAUGUGGAUGAGGAACAGAAACAGAAGGCCGAUGCUGCCUUGGCCGAGAUUCUGGUACGGAAAUGAACUGUAUGUUUUAUUGGUUUUAGAAAAUCAAUUCCAAAGCGGAGACCAAGGUUGAAAAGCUUGAUCGGUUUUAUCAAGCUGAAGAUUACCAUCAGAAAUAUUGGCUGAGAUGUCAGCCGGACAUCUUCAGAGCUAUAAAAUUGAGCGACAAGGAGUUGGUAGACACCGUUCUGGCUGCCAAGAUCAAUGCCUUUAUGGCUGGUUAUAACAAAUUCGAGGUUCUCCAUGACUUGGCUGCCAAACACAGCCUCGAUCCCGCUUUGGUCAAGAAGAUCGAAGCCAUUGCUGCAUCUGGAGGAGAUCCCCGUGCCUGCCAUUAG
Molecule: messenger RNA, 3781 nt
Organism: Bursaphelenchus xylophilus (pine wood nematode)
Lineage: Eukaryota; Metazoa; Nematoda; Chromadorea; Rhabditida; Aphelenchoididae
Source: the annotation of a GenBank genome assembly